This is a messenger RNA of Vanrija pseudolonga, 1226 nucleotides long. It is a transcript of the gene CCP1, whose product is annotated as Cytochrome c peroxidase, mitochondrial. The transcript is spliced from 4 exons. Gene Ontology annotation, biological process: cellular response to oxidative stress; hydrogen peroxide catabolic process; response to reactive oxygen species. The coding region runs from base 80 to 1168 and encodes 362 amino acids. Gene Ontology annotation, molecular function: heme binding; peroxidase activity. The record is from RefSeq and is a predicted model, not a curated record. NCBI's taxonomy places the organism in Eukaryota, Fungi, Basidiomycota, Tremellomycetes, Trichosporonales, Trichosporonaceae.
CUAUUAAACGCGGCACGUCUCCACUUGCACCACUUGACAACCACUCUCCACUCAAUCCAACCCAAAGAACAGACAAGCCAUGUCGUUCCGCAUCACCCCCGUCCUCCGCAACGUCGCGACCCGUCGUGUCAUCGUCGCCGGCCGCGCCGCCCCUCUCCUCCGCCGCGGCUACGCCGAGGAGGCUGCGCCCCCUCCCCCUCCUCCCCCCAAGAAGGAGGGCGGUGGCAGCGGCCUCUUCCUCGCCCUCGGUGCCGCCGCCGCUGCCGGUGCCGCGUACUACUUCUACACCCAGGACUCUGCCAAGCCCUCGGCCGCCUUUGUCCCCACCAAGGCCGACUACGAGAAGGUCUACAACGCCAUCACCGACAUCUUUGACAAGGAGGGCUACGAUGACGGCUCGCUCGCCCCCGUCAUCCUCCGUCUUGCCUGGCACGCCUCGGGCACCUACAACAAGGAGGACGGCACUGGUGGCUCCAACUACGCCACCAUGCGUUUCCCCAACGAGGCUGGCCACGGCGCCAACGCCGGUCUUUCGGUCGCCCGUGACGCCCUCGAGCCUAUCAAGAAGCAGUUCCCCUGGAUCUCGUACGGUGACCUCUGGACCCUUGCCGGUGUCGCCGCCGUCCAGGAGACUGGUGGCCCCGCCAUCCCCUGGCGCGCUGGCCGCAUCGACGGUGUCGAGGCCCACCAGACCCCCGACGGCCGUCUCCCCGACGCCGCCCAGGGCUCGAGCCACAUCCGCGACAUCUUUGGCCGCAUGGGCUUCAACGACCAGGAGAUGGUCGCCCUUAUCGGCGCCCACGCUCUCGGCCGCUGCCACUCUGACCGCUCGGGUUACGAGGGCCCCUGGACCUUCUCCCCCGUGACCUUCUCCAACGAGUUCUACAACCUCCUCCUCAACGACGCUUGGCAGUGGAAGAAGUGGAAGGGCCCUGCCCAGUACGAGGACAAGAAGACCAAGUCGCUCAUGAUGCUCCCCGCCGACAUGGCCGUUGUCCAGGACAAGGAGUUCAAGAAGUGGGCCCAGACUUACGCCAAGGACGAGCAGAAGUUCUUCGACGACUUCUCCAAAGCCUUCUCGACCAUGCUCGAGCUUGGUGUCCCCAAGGAGCAGUGGAAGUCUGAGCCCUACAAGGUUGGCCAGCCCGAGGCCGCCGCCGCCAAGUAAUGGUAGUAGAACUUUGGAAGCAGUGAUAUGUAUAACGGCAAAGAGCCUUUGGCAAGGA